CUCUGGGUGGCCGUUUCUCGUGGUGUCGAAUGGAGACGGAUUGGAUAUCGCUUCGAUUCAAUUGCGUCGAUUCCAAAAAGAAAAUCCAGCCAAAAAUGAAGAUUUGUUUCAAUAUAAGAACCCUCUCGCUCCGAGCUGAGCUGGGGCCCCCCUAUUGGUCUAGGUGAAACUGCGCGUGUUAUUUCAGGGCCAGCCAACACAGAUGCAGCUAUAGACCAGCAGUGCCUGCUGCUCCUGCUGCUAGUUGUGACGUGUAAUGGAGGAAUGCGUAUUAGCGACCCGACACCUUCUACUACUCGACGACUCCCGAGACUUUGGAGGGGGGGUCCAAAACCAGCGCGUACGUCCAGCGUAGAGCUGGAUGGAGGGAAAAAAAACCCAGAUGGGACGAGUUGUGAACACGCACAGAGAGUUGCGUGUGCUGCUGAUGGCCGGGGCGCCCGAAAUCUGAGAUGACUUUUGUCUUAUUUUUAAAAAAUAUUCUGGAAAACAAAAGGGUCGAUAACUAUGAAUUCGAAACGUCGUUUUUAAACCUCUAAAAACGUCCCCAUUUCGAUUGCGGAUGGGUGAUGUUGGGACAAGAGGUGACCUUGGAAGAUGUCGGCCAAAUUAGAGCUAGUAUACACAGGGAAAAUGCCCGCCGGUCAUCCUAUAAUCGUCCGGUUGGGGCGGGAUAACCAAAGGAAAUGAGUCUAUAUCAAACGUAGAGUGGUAUCCAUGACAACGAUCGUUUGUUGUGAAUUGUGAUGGAAUGCAUGCUCGACAAUACCGUUUCCACUUCAGUCGGCGGUGUAGGCUCAAGAAAACCGGCAGGGUGGAAACCAAAUACCCGAUCACACCAGUAUAGACAGUGAACGGGCCUAUAUCGUUCAGUCCGAACGAUUAUUGGUUUUUUUAUAGGACCGGAAGGGGUUAUUGAGAUUGGACUUGGUGCUCCGGCCGUAUAAGUGAUGUUGUGUGAAAUCCCGGAAAGAUUUCAUCGGCCAUCUUUAUUAAUUGCAGGUAGAGUAUCCAGUGACACACGGUGAAAACUUAUACCUAAAUGGCUGCCGGAUCCGAGAGCGUGCGGGUCAUCGUUCGAUGCCGGCCGAUGAACGCGCGCGAAAACCAGCUCAGCAGCAAGAAUGUGGUGCAAAUCAACGCUUCGACGCUGCAGUGCUCUUUGCUGGCCAUACCAUCGAGUCACAAUGAAAUCAAUGAUACGACCAAAACGUUCACCUUCGAUGGCGUCUACGACCAGUCGUCGACCACCGAGCAAAUUUACACCGAUUUCGGCUACUCUCUCGUUGAAGGGGUGAUGGAAGGGUACAACGCUACGGUUUUCGCGUACGGUCAAACCGGAAGCGGCAAAAGCUUCACCAUGCAGGGCGUUACGUCUCCGCCGAAUCAGACGGGAAUAUUACCGCGGGCUUUCGAUCAUCUCUUCGAGAGUAUAGCCGCAGCAGAGGGAAUGAAAUACCUCGUAUUCGCGUCCUAUCUAGAGAUUUACAAUGAGGAGAUUCGCGAUUUACUGAGCCCCGAUUUUAAGAAAAAGUUGGAGUUGAAAGAGAAUUCCGAUAAAGGAGUUUUCGUGGGCAAUCUUAGCCAGCAUAGUGUUCAUAGCGUUGCCGACUGCCAAGGUCUGAUGGAAACUGGUUGGAAGGUAAAAUAUAAGAAUGAAAUUGGUUCGAUAAGAAUGGAAAUUACUGAACCUAUUUUUCAAAAAAUUCAGAAUCGAGCCGUAGGAGCUACUCUGAUGAACGCCGAUUCGUCCCGAUCUCAUUCCCUCUUUACCAUCUCCGUGGAGAUGAUGGAAACCGUUCAAGACUUAAAGGGCGAGAAACAAUCGAUUCGCAGAGGGAAGUUAAACCUGGUUGAUCUGGCCGGAAGUGAACGUCAGUCUAAAACAGGAGCCACCGGAGAUCGAUUAAAGGAAGCUACCAAAAUUAAUUUAUCACUUUCAGCUCUGGGAAAUGUCAUAUCUGCCUUGGUCGAUGGUAAAUCGAAACACAUUCCUUACAGAGACUCCAAACUGACUCGCCUCCUGCAGGAUUCAUUGGGAGGAAAUACUAAAACCCUGAUGAUCGCCUGCGUCUCUCCGGCGGAUGACAAUUACGACGAAACGCUCAGUACAUUGCGAUACGCCAAUCGUGCCAAGAAUAUUCAAAACCGACCAAGAAUCAAUCAGGACCCUAAAGAUGCCAUGUUGAGGGAAUACCAGAAAGAAAUCGAACGACUCAGUCAGAUGAUUGAUCAGCAAAAACCGACUCAGAUUGUUCGCGUCAAAUCGGAAUCAGAAAUUGAGCAAGAGAAAAUGCAGCUACAGAAAGAAUACGAAGAGAAAAUCCGCCAACUUCAACGGGAGGUGGAAAAAGAGCAAGAAACAAAUGCCAAAGCGACAGUCGAGAUGGAAAAUUUGCGUCGAGCCUACGAAGUCGACUUGCAAAAGAUUAACAAUUCAAAGAAGAAGGUUGAACUGGAUGAAGAAGCACAAGAAACUCUCAAGAGGUUGAAACAAAUCGAGGGCGACUUGGUUGGUGGUGAGAAGGCCAACGAUCUUGAAUUCCAAGAACGACACUGGAAGCGGAAAAACAUUUCUGAAAGGAGACGAGCUUUGCUUGCGCAACUGUUGGCCCGAACGGAAGACGAAGAUGGGGCGCUGUUACGAGUCUAUGACGACAUCCAACAAGAAGUCCGGAUCAAAACGGAAGCCAUAAAGAAAUACAAGCAGAAACUCCGUUCCUUGGACCGUGACAUUCAAGAUUUGCAAACUGAAUUCGAAACAGAAAGAAGCGAUUAUCUUGAAACGAUUCGCAGACAGGAGCAGCAAUUAAUAUUGCUACAUCAAAUUAUUGUUAAAGUUCAGCCCCUCAUUCGAAAAGACUCAAAUUAUAGUGAUAUUGAAAAUAUAAAGCAACAGAGCGUAUGGAUUGACGAAUUUAAACGCUGGAAAAUACCAGAGGUCACCUUGAUGCGAAUGAAGCUGCCACCAGCAACCUUUUCAAAUAUUCCAUCCUACAGCCAGUAUGAAACUACCACUGAGGGGGAAGAAGAGGAAGUACCCAAUGAGGACCGACUACUACAGAAACUCAAAAAAGGAGAAGCUGAAAACUUGGCCGGUCGUUAUUUCGCUUCCAAUCGCGCUAAUGAGAUCGUCAUUCGUGUCAAUAAUGAUGUGCAUCGAGCUAAACAUCCUGGAAUGAAAGGAACUUCACUGAGUCACUCAUCGCUCAAUAGUUUCCCGUCUUCAACUACAUUGUCCCACAUAGAUUAUUUAAAUGACUCAGGAGGUUUAAACGUGAAUGGGCCGCUGACAUCUUCGUGGAGUGCACCCAACGCUCUAUCCGGCCAAAUCAAUGGUUGGACAUCAGACGCGGUUUUUAUGAACGGGAACAUCAGGAAGCCGAAACGCUUGGAAUCUUUGACAGUCGGGGCUUCUGGCGGAAGGCAAAUACCCUCCAUUGUCAAGGAUAAGACAAACUUGCCUGUCUACACACCAUCAGUAAUCAAAUUCACCUGACACUCGUGACUUAUUAAUUUUCUCUCUCUCUCGCUCUCGUUCUAUUAUCAAAAACAUUCAGUGAUCAAAAAUUAAUUUUGUUAAUCAUGUUACAAAAUAACAUAUUUACAAAGACCUUUAAUUAAAAUUGUCAAUAUUAUGAUUUAAACUUUUAUAGAAUAACCUUUUACACUUGUCUGUACAGUGUAACACAGGGAAAUAUGUUGAGAAUCAUGUUGUAUUUGUUGAAUUUAAACGGAAUAAAUGCGGUUGAUAGAAAAA
This is a messenger RNA of Daphnia pulex (common water flea), 3760 nucleotides long. Its product is annotated as osmotic avoidance abnormal protein 3-like. NCBI's taxonomy places the organism in Eukaryota, Metazoa, Arthropoda, Branchiopoda, Diplostraca, Daphniidae. The record is from RefSeq and is a predicted model, not a curated record. Gene Ontology annotation, molecular function: microtubule motor activity; ATP binding; microtubule binding. The transcript is spliced from 16 exons. Gene Ontology annotation, biological process: microtubule-based movement. The coding region runs from base 1043 to 3499 and encodes 818 amino acids.